AUGCACGCCCCGGCGCCGCGGGCCGCUGCCCGGCCGCUCGUGGACAGCUGCGACGACCCUGCCACCUUCAAGAGCCACGGCUACAGCCUGUCCCAGGCCAUGCGUUUCACCGUGGAGGAGAUAAACAACUCCAGUGCCAUCCUCCCCAACGUCACCCUGGGCUACGACAUCCACGACACCUGCUCGGAGCCUGCCAACCUCCACGCCACGCUGCGUGCCCUCAUCCAGAAGGGCAGGCAGGAGGUCGAGGUGCUCCCCACCUUCCUUCACUACGAGCCCCAGGUGGUGGCUGUCAUCGGGCCGGACAGCACCCAGCUGGCUCUCACCACAGCGGCUGUGCUCGGCCUCUUCCUUAUGCCCGAGAUCAGCUACGAAGCCUCCUCAGAGAUGCUGAGCCUAAAGCGGUUCUACCCCUCGUUCCUGCGCACCAUUCCCAGCGACAGGCAGCAAGUGAAGGCCAUCUUCCUGCUGCUGCAGAGGUUCGGGUGGACCUGGGUCGUGCUGCUGGGCAGUGACAACGCCUAUGGCAGGGAUGGCUUGGAAGCACUCUACAAGCUGCUGACCAAAAGCAACAUCUGUGUUGCCUACCGAGGCAUCAUCCCUGUCCACAAGGAUGCCAGCAGCCCAGAACUCCACAACUUGGUCAGAAUCCUCAAGGACAUCAGGGUCAAUGUCACUGUUGUCUUCUCCAGCAGAAGAAGUGCCCGCUCUUUCUUUGAGGUGGUGAUCCAGAAGAACAUCACAGGCAUGGUGUGGGUGGGCUCUGAAGACUGGUCGUUAGCCCCAGCAAUCUGGCAGGUACCUGGCAUCCAGAGUAUUGGCUCAGUGAUCGGGAUGUCAAUUGAGAAGACAGAGCCCACAAUGCUGGAACGAUUUCAAUCGUGGAAGAUAGCACAGAGAAGUGCUGCAGCUGAACAUGCUGGCAGCACGGGGGCAGGUGGGGGGACCAGAGGGGACACCCAGCUGGACUGCACCCAGAGCUGCACCUCCUGCCACCUGAGUGCUGCUGUCCCCAACAUGUAUGAUGCUCAAGCCUCCUUCAAUGUGUACUCAGCCGUGUAUGCUGUGGCCCACGGGCUCCACGACCUGCUGGGCUGUGCCUCAGGGGCCUGCAGCAAAGGCAAAGUCUACCCCUGGCAGCUCCUACAAAAAAUCAAGGAAGUAAACUUCACCCUGUACAAGAGCCACAUCUCUUUUGACACCAACGGGGACAUUCAGAAAGGCUACGACAUUAUCAUGUGGAACUGGAGUGGCCUGAGCUGGGCCUUCAAUGUGAUAGGAACUUUCAGUGUGAACCCUGACAGGUUGAACAUCGACGAGAGCAAAAUCCUGUGGCACACAAAAGAUCAGCAGCUGGCAGCAAGCUGCCCAAACGGGCCUGAUGCUCAGCCUGGUGUCCUGCUGCCCGCCCUGCUCGCCUGCCUGACCCUGCUGUGCUCCCAACAGGCUCCCACCUCGCUGUGCUCUGAGGCCUGUCAACCGGGGGAGAAGCGGCUGCAAUGCUGCUUCAGCUGCGUGGCCUGUCCAGCAGGAACCUUCCUGAACAGAUCGGACCUCUACAGCUGCCAGUCCUGCAGGGUAGACGAGUGGGCCCCAGCAAGGAGUGAAGCUUGCUUCAACCGGACCGUAGAGUUCCUCUCCUGGUCUGAGCCCAUGUCCUGGGCACUGCUGACUCUCGCUGUCCUCCUCAUGCUGCUCAUUGCAGGGCUGACCCUCCUCUUUGCCCUGAAUGCCUCCACACCAGUGGUCAAGUCUGCAGGCGGGAAGAUGUGCUUCCUCAUGCUGGGCUCUCUGGCCUGCGCCUGCAGCAGUCUUUUCUUCUACUUCGGGGAGCCCACCUGGCACACGUGCCUGCUGCGGCUCCCCGUCUUUAACAUCAGUUUCACCAUCUUCCUCUCGUGCAUCGCAACACGCUCCUUCCAGAUCAUCUGCAUCUUCAAGCUGAACGCGCGCUGGCCGGCUCUCGGCGCUGAGCCCCUUCCCGACAAAAAGGGUCUGCGGAGCAAAAAGAACCCGACCCCGGGGAAGGCACCCGGGACGCCGGGGAGCAGAAAAGGUACAGCGGUGCCGGUCGAGUGCCCCACAUGUCAUAAAACCUUCCUCAGCAAAUAUUACCUUAAAGUGCACAACAGGAAGCACACUGGAGAAAAGCCAUUUGAAUGUUCCAAAUGCGGCAAAUGUUAUUUUAGAAAAGAGAAUCUCCUGGAACAUGAAGCCAGGAAUUGUAUGAACCGAUCGGAGCAGGUUUUCACGUGCUCAGUCUGCCAGGAGGUGUUCAAGAGGCGAAUGGAGCUGCGGCUGCACAUGGUGUCACACACAGGGGAGAUGCCCUACAAGUGCUCAUCCUGUGCCCAGCAGUUCAUGCAGAAGAAGGACCUGCAGAGCCACAUGAUCAAGCUCCAUGGCGCGCCCAAGCCCCACGCGUGCUCGACCUGCUCCAAGUGCUUUCUGUCUCGGACAGAGCUGCGCCUGCACGAGGCCUUCAAGCACCGGGGAGAGAAGCUGUUUGUCUGUGAGGAGUGUGGGCACAGGGCCUCCAGUCGCAAUGGCCUGCAGAUGCACAUCAAGGCCAAGCACAGGAACGAGCGGCCCUACGUCUGCGAGUUCUGCCACCACGCCUUCACACAGAAAGCCAACCUGAACAUGCACCUGCGCACGCACACGGGCGAGAAGCCCUUCCAGUGCCACCUCUGCGGCAAGACCUUCCGUACACAAGCGAGCCUGGACAAGCACAACCGGACCCACACUGGGGAGCGCCCCUUCAGCUGCGAGUUCUGCGACCAGCGCUUCACGGAGAAGGGGCCCCUGCUGCGGCACAUCGCCAGCCGGCACCAGGAGGGGAGGCCCCACUUCUGCCAGAUCUGCGGGAAAACCUUCAAAGCUGUAGAGCAGCUGCGUGUCCACGUUCGCCGGCACAAGGGCGUCAGGAAGUUCGAGUGCACCGAGUGUGGCUACAAGUUCACGCGGCAGGCUCACCUGAGACGCCACAUGGAGAUCCAUGACCGAGUGGAGAACUACAACCCCCGACAGCGGAAGCUGCGGAACCUGAUCAUCGAGGAUGAGAAGGCCGUGGUGGUGGCUCUGCAGCCGCCCCCGGAGCUGGGCUCAGCAGAGGUGAUCAUGGAGUCCCUGUCCCGUGGCUCCCUGCCUGAGGAGAUCCCUGUGCGGAGACUCUGCUCCAAUGAAAACUUCUCUACAGCGGAUGUGAUCGAGCAAUCACUAAUUAUAACGACGACAAUUCCUGAAGACUGUGAAACGUAG
Messenger RNA from Chaetura pelagica (chimney swift), 3261 nucleotides. RefSeq names its product taste receptor type 1 member 1-like. The transcript is spliced from 16 exons. NCBI's taxonomy places the organism in Eukaryota, Metazoa, Chordata, Aves, Apodiformes, Apodidae. Gene Ontology annotation, biological process: sensory perception of umami taste; G protein-coupled receptor signaling pathway. The record is from RefSeq and is a predicted model, not a curated record. Gene Ontology annotation, cellular component: membrane. Gene Ontology annotation, molecular function: G protein-coupled receptor activity. The coding region runs from base 1 to 3261 and encodes 1086 amino acids.